UUUUCUCUCGCUGCACAACCAACUUGUCACCAAAGAUGGCGAUUUGCUGAGUGCUCAUGGAUACACACAUUUCUCGGCUAGUUUGUUAUCUUCACAGAAACGCCAACUUUUAAAACUAAUUAACUGCGUUCGCGAGCGACUAUUUUCGCCACUUGAAGCCAACCUGACACCACGUGAGCCACCGCCACCAUGCAGAUCACGCUUAAAACUCUGCAGCAGCAGACAAUUCAAAUUGAGAUAGACCCCGAGAAAACGGUGAAAGCCUUAAAAGAGAAGAUAGAAACAGAAAGAGGAAAAGACAACUUUCCUGUGUCGGGGCAGAAGCUUAUAUAUGCUGGAAAGAUCCUGCAAGAUGACACACCUAUUAAGGAAUACAAAAUUGACGAGAAGAGUUUUGUUGUAGUGAUGGUGUCAAAGGCUAAGCCAGCAGCUGCUGCCUCACCGCCAGUCUCAGAAGCCCCCAAGCCCCCCGUACAAGACUCUGGCUCCACGUCAACAGCUGCCCCAGCCACAACGCCAGUUUCAGCCCCAGUCCCUACUCCAGCAGCUGUCCCCAUUCCCCCUGAGGAGGCCAAAGAGGAGCCAAGUGCCGCAGCCACAGAACAACAACCAGCCAGCAGUGGGAGUCAGGGCUUGGAUGCCUCCUCAGCGCUGGUGACGGGAGCCGAAUAUGAGGUCAUGCUGACAGAGAUCAUGUGUAUGGGCUACGAAAGAGAGAGAGUGGUGGCUGCACUAAGGGCCAGUUUCAACAACCCCCACAGAGCGGUGGAGUACCUUCUUACUGGUAUUCCCAGCAGCCCAGUCCAGGAGAGUAAUCCCCCAGCACAAGCUCCCACAUCUGGACCCACAGAAGCCCCAUCUCUAGCAGAGGGAGAGAACCCACUUGCAUUCCUGCGAACCCAGCCUCAGUUUUUGGACAUGAGACAGGCCAUCCAGCAGAACCCUGCUUUGCUCCCAGCUCUGCUCCAGCAGCUUGGCCGGGAGAAUCCUCAGCUUCUACAGCAAAUCAGUCAACAUCAGGAGCUAUUCAUCCAGAUGUUGAAUGAGCCAGUGGGAGAGGGGGGUGAUGCGCCAGAGGUUGGAGAGAUGGGGGCAGCAGGGGAGGAGGGCGCACCUGUCAACUAUAUCCAGGUUACACCUCAAGAGAAGGAGGCCAUAGAAAGGUUAAAAGCGUUGGGUUUUCCUGAGGCUCUGGUGAUCCAGGCCUACUUCGCCUGCGAGAAGAACGAGAACCUGGCGGCAAACUUUCUCCUCAACCAGGGUCAGGAAGACGACUGAGCAGAAGAGAUCACUGCCUUCCUGCUCUUCCCUCCUACACCUCCCCUCUUCAGCUCAGCAUAAAGACUGCACCCCCAAAUUACUGUACAGCCACCAACCUCAGCUCUACCCAACAAGAGGGGAGGAGAGGGGAGAGCCAGCAGGAGGGUGUG
Labrus bergylta (ballan wrasse) is the source of this 1430-nucleotide messenger RNA. It is a transcript of the gene rad23aa, whose product is annotated as RAD23 homolog A, nucleotide excision repair protein a. The record is from RefSeq and is a predicted model, not a curated record. Gene Ontology annotation, biological process: nucleotide-excision repair; proteasome-mediated ubiquitin-dependent protein catabolic process. Gene Ontology annotation, molecular function: damaged DNA binding; polyubiquitin modification-dependent protein binding; ubiquitin binding. Lineage: Eukaryota; Metazoa; Chordata; Actinopteri; Labriformes; Labridae. Gene Ontology annotation, cellular component: nucleoplasm; cytosol.